This is a messenger RNA of Telopea speciosissima, 2016 nucleotides long. Its product is annotated as cysteine-rich receptor-like protein kinase 2. NCBI's taxonomy places the organism in Eukaryota, Viridiplantae, Streptophyta, Magnoliopsida, Proteales, Proteaceae. The transcript has 7 exons. The record is from RefSeq and is a predicted model, not a curated record. Gene Ontology annotation, molecular function: protein kinase activity; ATP binding. Gene Ontology annotation, biological process: protein phosphorylation. Bases 37 to 1962 code for a protein of 641 amino acids.
UAUUGAACAGACUCAUACACCACAUUUCGUCAAAAUAUGAAGAAACCAGGUUCUCCUCUAUUUCUUCUCUUCAUGCUUUUCAUAAUUCUACUAAUAGAAACAAUAGUAGCAGAUCCAAGAUCCCACACAAUUGAGAUCAGGUGCACAACUACAUUAGACCAAAACACAACCAUCCAUGUCCCCAACUUCAUUGCCACCAUGGGUAUCAUUCAAAACCAGAUUCAAACUUAUGGUUUUGGAGUAGCAAAUGUGGGCUCAGGUCCUGACGGCUGCUAUGGUCUUGCCCAGUGCUAUGGAGAUCUCUCUUCCCUUGACUGUGAUCUUUGCUAUGCUGAGAACAGCAUUGUCGAUCCCAAAUGCUACCCUUACAGUGGGAGCAGCACCUACACGGAUGGUUGCUUCAUGCGUUCUGCGAAUUAUGACUUCUAUCAGGAGUUUACAGGUCCUGGAGAUAAGGUUGUGUGUGGAAAUACAUCGCGAAAGGGACUCGGAUUCCAGAAUUCGGCCAGAAAAGCUCUGUUGGAUGCAGCUGCAGCUGCACCAGAUCAGGGAGGCUAUUCCAAGUCUGUGGUGCCUGUGCCGGGGUGGACGAAUGAGUCAGUUUAUGUGCUGGCAAAUUGCUGGAGAACAUUGAAUAUAAGCUCUUGCAGAGCAUGUUUAGACAAUGCAUCAGCCUCGAUGAUGGGUUGCUUCCCAUGGUCAGAAGGGCGGGCACUGUACACAGGGUGCUUCAUGAGGUAUUCAGACACAAACUUCCUGAAUGAAGAAGAGAGUGGUGGACAAUCAACAGGGAGCAAAGUAGCGAUGGUGGUUGCCAUUCUGAGUUCUGUGGUUGUUUUAAUGAUUGGGGUAGCUAUUGGAGUUUAUAUUUGGAGACACGGAAGAGUACAAAAGAAAAGAAGAGGUACAAAUGAUAUGAUAAAAAUGGCAAAGAUGCUUCACGACAGUAGCUUGAAUUUUAAGUACUCUACACUUGAAAAGGCCACCGGAUCUUUUGAUGAUUCCAACAAGCUCGGUCAAGGAGGAUUUGGAAUAGUUUACAAGGGAGUUCUGCCUGAUGGAAGGGAGGUUGCUGUGAAGAGGCUUUCCUUUAAUAACAGAUACAGAGCUGCAGAUUUUUACAAUGAAGUUAACAUGAUAAGUACCCUCCAACACAAGAAUUUGGUCAAGUUGUUGGGUUGCUGCUGUUCAGGACCAGAAAGCCUUCUUGUCUAUGAAAUUCUCCCAAAUAAGAGCCUUGACCGCUUCCUCUUCGAUCCAAGCAGAGGUAAAGCACUGAACUGGGAAAGAAGAUUUGAUAUAAUCAAAGGGACAGCAGAAGGUUUGGUCUACCUUCAUGAGAACCCCAAUGUUAAAGUCAUCCACAGAGAUAUAAAAGCCAGCAACAUCCUAUUAGAUUCAAAGCUGCGAGCUAAAAUUGCUGAUUUUGGGUUGGCAAGGUCUUUCCAAGAAGACAAAAGCCACAUCAGUACUGCCAUUGCAGGAACCCUAGGGUAUAUGGCUCCAGAGUACAUAACCCGUGGUCAGUUAACAGAAAAGGCAGAUGUCUAUAGCUUUGGGGUACUUUUACUAGAGAUUGUUACUGGAAUACAGAACACCAGAAACAGAACAUCUGAGUACUCUGAUAGUCUUGUCACUGCUGCAUGGAAACAUUUCCAACUGGGGACAACAGAGAAUCUUUUCGACCAAAAUUUGAUGUCGCAGAGCUACAAUCACAAUGAGGACAUUAAGAAGGAGAUUUUAAGGGUAGUGCAUGUGGGUUUUUUGUGCAUGCAGGAGGUUCCUUCAUUGCGACCAUCAAUGUCAAAGGCCUUUCAAAUGCUGUUGAAGAAGGAUGAACAACUCCCUGCACCCACCAAUCCACCUUUUAUGCUCAGUGAUACAUGCAAAGACCAAUGUGGUCCUCUCAAUGCUCCAUUUUCAAUUGUUAUUGUUUCCCAUAGCUCCUUUAAUCCCAGGUGACCUCAGAAUGGAAAUACAGAAAACAAACCCAUGCCAGUGUUUACAUGAGUGCAA